AAUGUGAAGGGAGGGGGAAGAACCGGCCAGAGACAAAUUGCCCACAACGGCGUACCUAGUCGACUCAUAAAUCCCUGGUCGCGUGUCCUUGCGCCUAUUCACCCUAUUCACCACCAUAUCGAGCAAGCUCCAUGUCAAUCAUCGUCGUCCCCAUGAUUUACUGAGCGCAGCGUCAGCCCUAACAUCAUACUCUGUACAACCACCAGAGUGGACCUGGACAACCCCCUCCCCCUCAUCAAAAUGAACAAUCUCAGGAACCGCUCCCUCUACGAGCUCCUCCACGUCGAUCCCUCCCUGGACAGCGCCCACGUCUACGAAACCUCCUGGCUUCUCCCUCCCCUCCCCUACGCCAUCCUCCGCGGCACCAUCUCCCUCUACAUCUUCACCAGCGUCUUCUUCAUCUGGGGUUGGAGCGGCACCCAUGGCGACCGUGCCGAGAUCGGCCAAAGCUUCAGCUACUUCACCUGGCUCACCUACUGGGGUCUAGGUUUCUACAUGCUCAUCUCCUCCAUCCACACAGCCUGUUACGCACUGACAGGCCGAUCCGUUCUCUUCGACCGCUGGUCUCGAGCCCUUCGCGCCCUCCACUGUCUCUACUACGCCAGCAUCACCUCCUACCCAUUCCUCGUCACUAUCGUCUUCUGGGGCAUCCUCUACUCGGGUCCAUGGUACACCGUGACCUUCUCCGGCUGGCAAAACAUCUCCCAACACGGCCUCAACUCCCUCUACGCCCUAUUGGAAAUCAUCCUUCCCACCACAAACCCCCACCCUCUUCUCUCCCUCGUUGUCCUCAUCUUCAUUCUCCUUCUCUACGUCUCCCUCGCCUACCUCACCUACCACACCGAGGGCUUCUACACUUACUCCUUCCUGGACCCGGGUCCGCACGGUGAGAAGAGCGCACAUGUCGCGGGCUACUGUUUUGCCGUUUUGGCUAUCAUCAUCGUGUUCUUUGUUUUCUCGUGGUGCGGGAUCUGGUUAAGGAGAAGAUUCACUAAUGGGAAGGUGAAGAGGUCGAAGUUUGAUUUGGGUGGGAGGGAGUAUGGGAGGGAUGGGGAGAUGGAGAUGGGGAUGGAGGAGGUGGUGGCGCAUCCGAAGUGAUUUUCGUUGUUGGGUUGGGUUGGGUUGGUGAGAGUAGGGGAGGGAGUGUGAUGAAUGAAGACAUAUCAGAGAGAGAGAGGGAGAGAGAGAGAAGGUAAAUAGGGUGGAUGAGGUGUGUUUGGGGCGGUUAACGAUAUGGUAUGUAUGGUAUGGCAUGGGUUACUAAUGGAUAUGGGGAGGAUAUGUAUAAUACAAU
Molecule: messenger RNA, 1294 nt
Organism: Aspergillus sclerotioniger CBS 115572
Lineage: Eukaryota; Fungi; Ascomycota; Eurotiomycetes; Eurotiales; Aspergillaceae
Exons: 2
Coding region: 241-1098 (285 amino acids)
Cellular component (GO): membrane
Source: RefSeq, a predicted model, not a curated record